GUCAGCCAUCUUGGAGGAGCGCGCAGUUUACACAAUACACGAUAAACAUCCGUCUGAUUUGAAUAAUUGUACGCUGUUAAAUCUGAUUUGAAUGUGACUUUUGUGGGCAAUUUUGAUGAUAGUAUGUCGGACACUGUCAAAAUAAAGCCAAUCUACAGGGAUGGACUCGAUCCAAGUGAUAAAGUGCGGUAUGAAAAUAAACUCGCUAUCGUUGGCGGAGUAGAUCCGUACGAGUGCAAAGAACAAUGGUCUGAAGAUGUUGGUAUUUUACCAUCUGUUACCUAUCCAGACAUUGUAAAUUAUUUGAUUUUCACCCCUAGUCGCUUCAAGAUUGACGACUUGAAAGCUUGGAAGUCUCUGGAAGCUGUAAACCAGUUGUGCUCUGGAUGGGUUCGAGACAGGGUAGCCAUCAGCAAAGGACAGCAUGUGAUAGUAAAAACUAAGGUCUUUCACUCGCAGCGAUUACGGGAGAAGCCAUUGCAGCCAUGGGUGAUUGCCAAACCUGACGGAGUUGUAGCUGCCGCCCAUUGCGACUGCAUGGCUGGUCUUGGCGAGGCCUGCACCCAUGUAGCUGCUCUUCUCUUCUCGAUAAUGGCAGCCGUGGAAGUCAGAGACUCCGCUACAGCAACAGAGGGUCCCUGUAAAUGGAAGCCACCAUUGACCAGCAAAACUGUUCAUUACAAGGAGGUCAGCGACAUUGAUUUCACGUCAAAGAAAUUGGCAGCGCGGAAGCUGAUGGAUACAUCGGAGAGUGUAGCUACACCAACUGUGCGCAGAGCAAAUGUCACAAAAGCUACAGAAUCAGACUUCCUUGCAUUCUGCGAACAGGCAAGUAAGUUGAAAAGAAAACCAGCUCUACUUUCUGUGGUUGAGCCUUACGCAGACAGUUUUAUUCCGACCGCUGAUAAAAAGGACCUGCCCAAGCCUCUAACAGAUCUGCGAAACCCGGAGUUGAUCGGCAAGGACAUUGAAACGGUGAAAAAACAUUGUGAGGUUGUAACAAUUUUGUGUUCUUCCAUCCAAGCAGCUAAUGUGGAGGAAGAGACAAGAGGCCAGGCCAAAUCUUCGCUUUGGUUUCAGUUAAGAGCUGGUCGAAUCACAGCAUCAAAAGCAAAAGCUGUGUGUAGCACCAACCCAGUGAAGCCAUCGGCAAGUUUGGUGAAAGGGAUUUGCUAUCCCGAUGACAACACCUUCCAGACCGCAGCGACAAAGUGGGGUAAAGACCAUGAAGAAAUCGCACGCAAUAAACUUAUGGAAGGUCUAAUAGCUGACCAUGAAGGUGUGGUGAUGAUGGACUGCGGACUGUUCAUCAGCCCUGAAAAACCAUUUCUAGGUGCCUCCCCUGAUGGGAUAGUUUCAUGCCUCUGUUGUGGGAGUGCUUGUGUUGAAAUUAAAUGUCCAUUUAAUAUAAGGUCAGAAUCUAUACAAGAAAACAACUGCAAGUUCUUAGCAAGUGAUGAUGGUAAACUCAGCUUAAAUAAAGCCCAUGCAUAUUACUAUCAAGUGCAGUUACAAAUGGGCAUUACAAAUAAGGACAUGACUUAUUUUGUUGUCUGGACAACUAAGGACAUUUUUGUGGAAAAAAUAGCGUUCAACAGGAUGUUAUUUGAUGAGAUAUGUGCCAAAUCAGAACAGUUUUUUAGGAAUGCUAUUUUGCCAGAGUUAGUUGGCAAGGUUUAUACAACUUUGCAACAUGACACAGUCACUGUUUCAGUACCCAUAGAUAUAGUGAGAUCCCCACUAAAGGAAAAGCAGACCAAUCAGAGUGAACAGUUGUACUGUAUUUGCAACCAAGUGGAGUUUGGAAGGAUGAUUGGCUGUGACAAUAGCACGUGUGCCAUAGAAUGGUUCCAUUAUGGUUGUGUUAAUAUUGAAUCUGCCCCCAAAGGAAAGUGGUACUGCUCUGUGUGUCGAAAGCUGCCAAUGUUUAAGAGGCGUCGAGUUAUGAAGGACUAGUUAGUAAAAGUCUAAGGAUGUACAAAUGUGUUGUGUUCUGAGAAAACUGGGCAUAAUGCUUGUGCGUAAAUUGUCAUUCCAGAUUAGCCUGUGCAUUCUGUACAGGCUAAUCAGGGACGGCAAUUUUCGCUUUUAUGCAAUUUUUCCUUAAUAUGAUGUCUUUUCUUAGAAAAAUCCAGUUUAGGAGGAAAGUGUCGUCCCCGAUACGCCUACUGGACUGCACAGGCUAAUUUGGGACGACACUUUACGCACAUCGUGAAAUGCAGUAUGUCCAGUUUUUUCAGAACACGACACACAUAUGUAGCAACAAGUUUCUACAAUUAAUUUAGAAAUUCAUUUAACUUUCAUUUCUGAAAAUUUGAAAUGUCAUGGUUUUAUAUUUUGUUGCUUGGUUUGUCAAUUUCCAUGCAUUCUUUCAUUGAUACAUUUUAAAAUGCAUUAUAGUACUCGCACUGAUUGACUGUAGAUUAGUAUUCAUUUAAAUGUUACAUCCUGUUACCGUUUGUUGCUGUUGUUGCAAUCAGU
This is a messenger RNA of Dreissena polymorpha, 2481 nucleotides long. RefSeq lists its product as uncharacterized. The transcript is spliced from 2 exons. Bases 124 to 1956 code for a protein of 610 amino acids. The record is from RefSeq and is a predicted model, not a curated record. NCBI's taxonomy places the organism in Eukaryota, Metazoa, Mollusca, Bivalvia, Myida, Dreissenidae. Gene Ontology annotation, molecular function: zinc ion binding.